GUUGUUUAGUUCACCACAUAACAUUUACCACAUUUUUUUGGUACUUGUUUAUUAAAAUUAUAAUAUAAAGUAUAAAAAAUGAGAGAAAUCGUACACAUUCAAGCAGGACAAUGUGGUAACCAAAUUGGAGCCAAGUUUUGGGAAGUAAUAUCAGAUGAACAUGGAAUAGAUCCAACCGGUACAUACCACGGCGAUUCCGAUCUGCAAUUGGAACGCAUAAAUGUUUACUAUAAUGAAGCGACAGGCGGAAAGUAUGUUCCUCGAGCCGUGCUGGUGGACCUGGAGCCCGGCACAAUGGACUCUGUACGCUCCGGUCCAUUUGGCCAAAUCUUCCGGCCGGACAAUUUCGUGUUUGGACAGAGCGGAGCUGGUAACAACUGGGCGAAGGGUCACUACACGGAAGGUGCAGAACUGGUCGAUUCCGUUUUGGACGUGGUGCGCAAGGAAGCCGAAGGAUGCGACUGCAUGCAAGGAUUUCAAUUGACCCACUCGCUGGGAGGUGGCACCGGGUCCGGUUUAGGUACGCUCUUGAUCUCCAAGAUCCGCGAAGAAUAUCCAGAUAGGAUUAUGAAUACGUUCUCUGUCGUUCCAUCCCCGAAAGUCUCUGAUACUGUCGUUGAGCCAUACAAUGCCACUUUGUCCGUCCAUCAGCUGGUUGAAAACACUGAUGAGACCUAUUGCAUUGAUAACGAGGCUCUCUACGACAUUUGCUUCAGAACUUUGAAGCUCACAACACCAACUUACGGCGAUCUUAAUCAUUUAGUCUCGGCCACCAUGUCCGGUGUCACUACUUGCUUAAGAUUUCCCGGUCAGCUGAAUUCUGACCUAAGAAAACUUGCUGUGAACAUGGUGCCAUUUCCGCGGCUGCAUUUCUUUAUGCCCGGAUUUGCUCCCCUAACUUCCAGGGGAAGCCAACAAUAUAGGGCAUUGACGGUGCCCGAGUUGGUUCUACAAAUGUUCGAUGCCAAGAAUAUGAUGGCCGCAUGCGAUCCGAGGCACGGUCGAUACCUCACAGUUGCAGCAAUCUUCAGAGGGAGAAUGUCUAUGAAGGAAGUCGACGAGCAGAUGCUUAACAUCCAGAACAAGAACAGCAGUUACUUCGUUGAGUGGAUUCCGAAUAACGUGAAGACUGCGGUCUGCGAUAUUCCCCCUCGCGGUUUGAAAAUGUCUUCGACAUUUAUUGGCAAUUCGACGUGCAUUCAGGAAUUGUUCAAGCGCAUUUCAGAACAGUUCACAGCCAUGUUCAGACGCAAAGCGUUUCUUCAUUGGUACACCGGUGAGGGCAUGGACGAGAUGGAAUUCACUGAAGCCGAAUCGAACAUGAACGACUUGGUAUCGGAGUACCAGCAAUACCAAGAUGCCACUGCAGAAGAAGAAGGUGAAUUUGAUGAAGAAGAGGAAGGCGAUAACGAAGGAGAUAAUUGAUUGUUAUAUGUAUAUCUAUAUAUUUAUUUCAUUUUUUUAUAACGACUUUGUCUGAAAUUUUAAUGUGCUCCCAUCGCUUGUUCUUCAAAAGAAGCUAACCUGAUUUGAAAUUUGUCCUCUCUGUUUUUUAUAUUUUGGUGAUUAAUAA
This is a messenger RNA of Nicrophorus vespilloides, 1573 nucleotides long. RefSeq names its product tubulin beta chain. The coding region runs from base 79 to 1425 and encodes 448 amino acids. The transcript has 2 exons. The record is from RefSeq and is a predicted model, not a curated record. Gene Ontology annotation, biological process: microtubule cytoskeleton organization; mitotic cell cycle. Lineage: Eukaryota; Metazoa; Arthropoda; Insecta; Coleoptera; Silphidae. Gene Ontology annotation, cellular component: cytoplasm; microtubule. Gene Ontology annotation, molecular function: GTPase activity; GTP binding; structural constituent of cytoskeleton.